ACUACUUCAUGAUUAGAAAAUAACACCUUGUGAGAAAAGCAAGUUAUACACACUUGACAUUGUGGUGUAAUAAACAAACAAAAUGUCAUUUUUAAGAAAUAUUUCACCUGCCGUUCUUGAUACAACAGUAUUUUCUUGCAAAAUUCUCAAUGUACCAGGGCUACGAAGCAUCCAUACUGCCUGUAGAUGUGAAAGUAUACCGAAUAGAGACAUCAAGAUUAAUCCACUGUUCCUGAACAGAAAUCCACGCGCAUUGGAACACAAGGGGAUAGCACCAAAGAUUAAAGGCUGGAAAUUCCAGUCCCCAAGAAAGGAUUUUUAUCAUAAGUUGGUAUAUGACAAGAGUCGUAUGUAUGCAUGUGUGGUACACGGGUCUGGUAAGCUGGUGUUGGAGGCCUCCAGCACUGAACCUGCCCUCCUCAGAUACCUCUACAGUACAAAGGAUGUAAGUGCCUCGUACAAUCUUGGCAUCCUGCUGGCCCGUCGGAUGUUGGAGGCUGGUAUUACCGAUGUCUUCUAUGACCAUGACUUAGACACUGACCUUAAUUCAGAGAAGAAAUCUGCCUUUUUCAAAGCGCUAGAGGAGAAUGCUAUCAAGUUGAGUGAGCCUGAUGUUGUUAAGUUUGAGAGCGAACCGGGGAUCGAUUACGAGGGCUACAGCAGGUUGGGUGAAAAACCAGUGUACAGACAUGACUACCAGAAACUCACAAGGGAUGAAUGAGUAGCAGUGUCAAAGUGUUUAUGAAGAUCGGAAACUAGAAAAGACAUUGGCUGAAAAUAAAGACUAGUCCAUAUAAUGCUUGUUCCUAAUAAAGUGUUGUCUGAUAUAAUCUAUAUGAACAAAAUUCAUAAUGAUAUUGAACUUUAUUCUGUGAAUAUGUCAAUAAACAAGCUAAUGGGUCUUCUUUUGUUAGCAGUAAGCAAUGUAUAUUUUUGACAUGAGCAGUUCAAAUAUAAUCUCUUGCAACCUUGGAUACAAAGUUUAUCGUCAUGAUAUCACAGAAGAGUUUAAUAACAGCCCAAAUGCUUCACAUCAUGUACCGGUAACUAGAGUUUGGCCCUGUAAUUGUCAACACUUUUCCAAAUUAACCUGGUCUGCUUUCAGCCAAACUUUGUUACAAACUUAUGGCCAUUUUGUCUCUGAAAGUUUCACUUAACAGCCAGUGUCAUUUUGUUACUCCCCAAUAAGGGCCAUUUAUUAAUAAUAAAAAAUGAUGAAAUUUA
Molecule: messenger RNA, 1224 nt
Organism: Mya arenaria
Lineage: Eukaryota; Metazoa; Mollusca; Bivalvia; Myida; Myidae
Product: 39S ribosomal protein L18, mitochondrial-like
Exons: 6
Coding region: 83-721 (212 amino acids)
Biological process (GO): translation
Cellular component (GO): mitochondrion; ribosome
Molecular function (GO): structural constituent of ribosome; 5S rRNA binding
Source: RefSeq, a predicted model, not a curated record